Messenger RNA from Adineta steineri, 285 nucleotides. The record is from the annotation of a GenBank genome assembly. Lineage: Eukaryota; Metazoa; Rotifera; Eurotatoria; Adinetida; Adinetidae.
AUGACACUAACCACAUUACAUCUCCGUAUCAAUGCAAUCGGAGAUGAUGGAGCACAAUCUUUGGGUGAUGCAUUAAAACAUAACACAACACUCACCGUAUUAGGUCUCUAUCAAAAUGAAAUCGGAGAUGAUGGAGCAGAAUCUUUGUAUAAAGCACUACAAUACAACACGACACUCACCGCACUUGAUCUCGCGGACAAUCAAGUCAGCAAGCGUACGGUGGAUGGAAUCAAUGAUUUACUUUAUCGAAAUACAAAGGAAGACGACGAUGAAUGGGAAGAUUGA